Messenger RNA from Anthonomus grandis grandis, 4156 nucleotides. RefSeq names its product basic proline-rich protein-like. The record is from RefSeq and is a predicted model, not a curated record. Bases 259 to 3336 code for a protein of 1025 amino acids. The transcript has 7 exons. Lineage: Eukaryota; Metazoa; Arthropoda; Insecta; Coleoptera; Curculionidae.
AAUAAAUCAUUCAGCCAUUUCAUAUUAACGUGCACGUGAAUCCGUGGAAAAGAACCGAAAAUCUCUUGGAAAAACCAUCAGAAGUCCGCGAAAUUUCUCGCGGUCCCAUUUCUCGCGUUAUCCGUAGUCCGUGCAUACAACGGUUAGUAUUUCCGGUUCCCCAGGCGUGCGCAAUUCGGGAGUGACGCUAUGGAAAAAUUUCGAUGUUAAAGAAAAAGGCUUCUAAUUAGCGCCAAACAAUUUCCAGACGCCAUAGGCAUGCCGCCAUUAGACAAAAAGGGCAAAAGAGUGCGCCCUAUUAUCAAAGAUAGUAGGGUGACUCCUAAGCGGUCUUAUAAGGAUGUGGUUGUGAACAGGAGGCCUCCACCCCCAAUCCCCAACCCACCUCCCCCUCCGCCUGAGCCCCAACCCCUAUCAGUAAUGGAGCUUCGGUCACUUUUUCACAUAAUGGGGCCCUAUGUCACAUCUAGUAUCCCACCACCUACGAGAUACCCAGACGACCCUUCGAUCGCCCCUUUCACUGAGAGCUACACAUCCUUAUACUACAGGAGGAGAGGUAUCGCCACACCAACUCCCAAUUUGACUCCAGAUUUUGAAGAAAAUGGGGUAACCGUUGAUGAUCCAGCAAUAAAUUCUGAUGGAGCGCCUUUAGAAAGCAGACCUGAAACAAGCAGGGCCAAUCCGCCAGUGACUUUAAAUAGAGAAGAUCUAAGGGCCAUGCCAGACACCCAUGACCAUCACCACAGAACAACCCCGCUAGCUCCGAGCGUCCUUCCAUUUUACAACCCGCGUGUUCCGCCUCCUCCUUUUCCUCGUCCACCUUUACCUCCUGCUACUUUUCCUCCUCCUCCUCCUCCUUUUCCUCCUCCAGGACCGUUUAGAUCAAAUGGUGUUACUCCAGGAUUAUUAAGUCAACCACCUCCAAAAAAAUUAGACUUACCAGCUGAAUGUAAAAAAUGCCGAAACGUGACAUUCUGGGGCAUGCUUUCAGGACCAGCACUACCACUUGGACACUACUUGCUACCCAGAGAAAAUAUACGAAUUAUACCGCCUCGUCCACCCAUAUACCAUCCCAGGGAAUUAGAAAAUAUAAUACCUCCAAGGAGCCAAGGUCCAUUUCCAGAAAACAUUCGAUUAUUAUCGGACCGCUAUGCUAUAUACCCAGGAAAUGUAAUUCCUUUCUCAGGAAGCAUUCCAUUCCCAAGAAAUGUUCCAUACUCAAGAAAAUAUUCAUCCCUAGGAAAUCUUCCAUUCGCAGGAAACAUUCCACCCUCAGAGACUGUCCCACAACCAGAGACCUCUCUAUUCGCAGGAAAUAUAUUCCCAGAAAACAUUCUACCACCCUUGAGAAUUAUUCCAUUCCCAGGAAACACACUCAAAUUAGGAAACCUGCCACCUUUGGACCACUUCUCAUUCCCAAUGAACAUUCCGCCACCACCAAUAAACCAUCCCGCUCUUCCACCCAUAGAGAACGUUCCACCAUUAGGGAAUAAUUCAUUCCCAGAGAAUGCCUUUAAAUUCCCAGAUAACAUUCCUCCAGGAACGGUCCUACCUUUAGGAAACGGCUCAUUCUCAGGAAAUGUUCCACCUUCAGGGAAUCCCUCAUUCUCAGGAAAUGCUCGACCGCCAGGAAACUUGUCAUUCUCAGGAAAUGUUCUACCGCCAGGGAAUCCCUCAUUCUCAGGAAAUGUGCCACCUUCAGGGAACCCCACAUUUUUAGGAAACGUUCCACCCUCAGGAAACCGCUCAUUCUCAGGAAAUAUUCCACCGCCAGGGAACCCCUCAUUCUCAGGAAAUGUUCCACAUUCAGGGAUAUUCCCAUUUUCUGGGAAUACACUCUCCGGAAACAUUCCACCCUCAGGGAAUCCCUCAUCCUCAGGAAAUGUUCCACCGCCAGCGAACCCUUCAUUCUCAGGAAAUGUUGCACCGCCAGAGAACCCUCCAUUCUCCGGGAGUACAGCCUCAGGAAACGUUCCAUCAUCAGGGAACCCCUCAUUCAAAGGAAGUGUUCCACCGCCAGGGAACCCCUCAUUCUCAGGAAAUGUUCCACCGCCAGAGAACCCUCCAUUCUCCGGGACUAAAGGCUCAGGGAAUCCUUCAUUCUCAGGAAACGUUCCACCUCAAGGGAUCCCCUCAUUUUCAGGAAACGUUCCACCCCAAAGGAUCUCUCCAUUCUCAGGAAACAUAUUCCCAAGAACCGGUCCACCCCCAGGGAACUUCCCAUUCUCCGGGAAUACACACUCAGCGAACGUUCCACCCUCAGGGAACCCCUCAUUUUCAGGAAACGUUCCACCCCAAGGGAAUCCUCCAUUCUCAGGGAACAUAUUCCCGAGAAACGGUCCACCCCCAGGGAACUUCCCAUUCUCCGGGAAUAGACAAUCAGCAAACGCCUCAUUCCCAGGAAAUGUUCCACCGCCAGGGAAUCCCUCAUUCUCAGGAAACGUUCCACCCUCAGGAAAUCCGCCAUUCUCAGGAAAUUUUGGACCUCCAGGUAAUGUUCCACCCUCAGGCAACUUAACAUUCCCAGGAAACCCUCCGCUCUCAGGAAACUUUCCGUUCUUAGGAAAUAACACCUUCUCGGGAAACGCUCCAUUCCCCAAUCCAUUCCCAGGGAAUACAUCCUCAGGCAAUAUGCCACCCUUAGGAAACACCUCAUUCUCAGGAAACACACCCUCAGGAAACGUUCCAUUCUUAACAAACUUGCCGCCUGUAGGCAAUAAUUUAGAAGGAGGCAAUAUUAUACCAGAAAAUUAUCUACCUCGGGAUUACAUACCACUCCCAAAGGGCUAUCCAUGGAUCUUGCAACCUAUUAGGAAUGUUUUGCAAGAUGGGAAUAAAAGGCCAAUUUUCCCAAUAAACUUUCCACCACCACCGCCAGUAGAUAAUUCCGGUCCACCCAAAAAGCCUGUUGCCCUUAAACGGCCAGCAGGACAUUCAAUAGCCCCUCCACCUCCACCGGAGGUGAAUAUUCCACGGAAUGUGCCGAAUCCUGAGGCUCCAGAAUUUGUACCUGAACGCUACCUUGACGGAGCUACUGAAUCCGAGUUGGAACUAUAUUAUGCGCGUUUGAAAGAACUAUCAGAUGCAAUCGAGAUUUAUAAGAGAGAGCAGGAAGAGGAGGAAUAUUUGCGUCGCACCUUUGAAAUUGCAAUGAGCGUUUUUGAGUUCGUUUUCAAAGACGUAAAGGAUGAUAUCUUCGAAGAAGAAGAAGAAGAAAACAAGGAACAAGAAAAGAAGGAAGAAGAAAAGAAGGAAGAAGAAAAGAAGGAAGAAGAAAAGAAAGAAGAAGAAAAGAAGGAAGAAGAAAAGGAGCAGAAAAAAGAUGACGAAAAGUAAAAUAAUCUUAUUCUUAUUACUAAUGUUUUGUUUUUAUACCAUUUCCGUUGAAAAGGUAUAAACAAGUUUUUAUUAAUAUUUUUAAAGAUCAUCUUCUGGUUGUUUGUCAUACAAUGUUCAAUCAAUUAAGUCUUCCAGUAGUCUUGCUCUUGAUUGAUUCUAUUUUUUUUAAUCCGAGAUGAUCUUUCCAUAUAUUCUAUUUAAUAUUAUAAUAAUCCUAGCUUAAUCUCUAUAUUUAAUAAAAGACCAUGAAACCGAUAUUUGCUUUAAAGUUAAAAAAUCUUUUUCGAAUUUUGAAUAAUCAUUUUAAUGGCACUAUAUUUUGAUGCAAAAAAAUGCAAUUUGUUAAAAGAUCUGUGAUAACAGUGUACCUGCCUCCUGACUGAUUUUAAGUUUUUGGUUAUUUGCUCAAUAGGUGAUUAGACAAAGACUGAUUAGAGUUUAAUGGGCUCAAAAAUGCAGAUGUCGUUGUUAUAAGGCUGUGUCACGAUUUUUACUAUCUGUUGAUUGGUCUUUUUUUUAUGUUAAUUACUUAGUUGUAUAAUUAAUCCCCAGUUAAUAUCAUAUGAAACAACGCCUGUAUGUAUUUUGUUGCUAAUAUUGUUAUCUAUAUUAGUUAACAGAAUAUUAGACAGUGAAUUACGUUUAAUAUUUCGUUGCUCUAUGAUAUCUGUUAUGCUUAAGACACUGGGUUAAUGAAAAACCGAAUUAUAUUUAUGUUAGUAUUAGUUUGUAUUUCCGACGCAUUCAAAUGUUCGACAAACGUUUGCUUUUGUAAUGUCGACAUUUUUUUUGUCUUAAUAAAAAAUUUUGAAAAAUA